Molecule: messenger RNA, 560 nt
Organism: Myzus persicae (green peach aphid)
Lineage: Eukaryota; Metazoa; Arthropoda; Insecta; Hemiptera; Aphididae
Exons: 2
Coding region: 51-431 (126 amino acids)
Source: RefSeq, a predicted model, not a curated record
UCUAAUAUCAUGGUCAUUAGCCUAAUGAUCUAUAAGGUACAGAUAUAGUAAUGUUCUCGGAAAUAAUACUAACUCCGAAAGUCGUCGCUUAUUCAAUUAUUAAUUUUGUAUUUCGGUGUUCAUUCAUUCAAUCUUCAGUCUUCAUUUCUUCAAUCGUUCUCUGUAAUAUUUUUACAAAAAUGGGUAAAGAUUGGCGUUAUGGUCAAAAAUCUCGCCGGAAAUUAUUUGUUCCAAAGAAGAAACCAAAACAUAAUUUAGCGAACUUGAACUCAAAAAAAUGUGUAACCGUUGUUCCAGACAACUACCAACAAAACGUAGCAACUAGUCCAGAUAAUACAACGCCAAAAAAAAAUUAUGUCGAUACAAAUAUUGAAGUUCACCAAGUCUAUAAUAGUAUACCAGGUCCAUCUGGCUAUAUUAGUGAAAAGUAAGUAACUGGUAUUUAAAUAUUUAAAUAUUAAGUAUAUUUGAUUUUCGAACAAAACCUAUGUUAAAAAUGUUUUGAAUAACACAAUAUUUAAAAACUAAAGCGAUCUUCCGACAAUUUGUUAUAUGGAUAG